AUGUAUGACGGGUCCUUUGAUUUCGACAACGACAUCGACAACGACGACGAGUUGAUGGCCAUUCUCCACAACGACUAUCCCGUUUUUGAGCCCUGCCCACUACCCACAGAGGAGGACCUCGACGAUGCCGCCAUCUUGGCCGAGCUCAACUCUCUGUUUGAUCCAUCAUCUCGCUUCCUCAAAGCCUACCUUGGUGAGACUGCGUUGCCGCCCGUCGAUGGUGUGCUGGACGGGUUGUGGCUCGUCCCGCCCCCGGAGCGCGUCCUCCUGACGCUCCAGUCCCAAGAUGCCAGCGCCGUGGCUCGCCAUCCCUGGGCCGCCGCCGAGGAUCCUACGAGACGCAACGACCGCGCAAACCACCUCCUGACAAGAUGGCAGCGCCCUUCCGGCACAAACAUCCUCGCCGCCAUCCCCGACGAGCCAGACGUCUUCUCGCCAGACCUCCAGAACCCCUGUCCUCCCUGCCGCGAGCCCACGGGGCCCGACGACACGAGGGAGACCUGCCAAACGCCCUGCCCCGACCAGAACGCCGUCUGCGCGUCCCGCCACCACCUCUUUGACCCAGCCGGCCCCCGCCCCGUCUGCCCAGCCUGCGACACGCGCUCCGUGACCGACACGCUCCACGGCCCCAACCGCCUCACGGGCGCCGACAUGCUCUCGCUGCGCACCUACGCCUGCUCCCACUGCACGAGCGCCGAGGCCCAGACCACCACCGACAGCAACACGACCACCACCAUCGCCCGCGGCGCCCAGCACCCGCUGACGGGCUGCCUCUGCGGCACCAAGCUCCUGGGCCGCCCGCUCUGCGCCGCCCACCGCGCGACCCUCGCCGCGCGCGUCGUCAUCCAGGCCGCCCUCGUGCGCGAGUGGCAGGUCGUCAACUUUGCGCCGGACCAGUGCAUGUUCUGCAAGGCCCGAGGCGGCGGCACGUCGGCUGUUAUGCCGGGCCGCGACACACCGAGCGUGUUCCACUGCAGCGUGUGCGCGCGCGUCGUCGAGGACGGGGGCCGCAUGCCGACGCUGUUUCCGGGGUACGAGGGCUGGGCCGCCGGCGCCGGGGCCGCGGCGUUUCGGGCCAACGAGGGGAUGCCGCUCGCAGCGAGGGUCCCGGUUUGGGGGGCUCGGGGGUCGGGUCUGUAG
Messenger RNA from Verticillium dahliae VdLs.17, 1140 nucleotides. RefSeq lists its product as uncharacterized. The record is from RefSeq and is a predicted model, not a curated record. The coding region runs from base 1 to 1140 and encodes 379 amino acids. The transcript has a single exon. NCBI's taxonomy places the organism in Eukaryota, Fungi, Ascomycota, Sordariomycetes, Glomerellales, Plectosphaerellaceae.